Molecule: messenger RNA, 493 nt
Organism: Aspergillus uvarum CBS 121591
Lineage: Eukaryota; Fungi; Ascomycota; Eurotiomycetes; Eurotiales; Aspergillaceae
Exons: 1
Coding region: 83-451 (122 amino acids)
Source: RefSeq, a predicted model, not a curated record
UUUUUUGGUCAUUGGGAAGAAUGUGCCGGUGAUCAUGACUUAUGACUAUGCAUAGCAAGCCAGCAUGGGGUCAUGAUUUGGGAUGGUCACCAGCGAGAGGGUUAUAGCUUACGGUGCAUUUCGCACGGUAGGAAGCCAGCCAUCCCAGAUUGUGCUAUGCUUCUGCGUGUUUGCUGGGAGCUCUAGCACUCCGCUCUACGGGCCCCAGCCCCAUCCCAACCUUGUCGGGUUGAUCUCAGAUCAGGUAGGGAUACUCGCUGUAUCAAUGAGUCGGGGGGGGCAAGCCGGUUGGCAGUAUUGGAAGUGCAGGAAAACCAGAUUUCCAGUCUACCUCACCACCAAAGACACCAGGGGUAUAUCCACUUCCGUAGGAUCUCAGACUCCUUGCACGGUCUCCUGGAAUAGAGACCUCUAUGACAACAUUGGUCACCAGGUAGCCACGCCUACGUAGGUACUUGACAUACAUCCUUCUUCCCCAUUCGAGCAAUCCCAG